UCCACCACUGUAGUUAAUAUUUUCAUCAUAACUUCUUCAAUCUCAGCGUAAUCUCCAUGCAAAUUUGGAUACAGGAGCGAAGAAAACUCAAGGUAUGAGUUAGGUUUUGGAGAUUACAAGUUCUAGAUAUAGAAAGAUGAAGGUUAAUUGUUAAUAUUGUCGCAUGCCUACUUAAAUCGUUCAUUACAGAAUUCAAAAUCUUGAUAUGUGCGUUAUACGUGAAGUUGAUUUUGGGUGUAUAAUGAAAUGUGAAGAGAAAAUGUUGAGAUAUAUGAUCAUAUUCUGGGUUAAUUUGUGGAAAAUUGACGUCCUUUGGGACGGGAUUGGCGCAAAAAUUUAUAUUAGAUGCGAACUUAAGAAGUUAUAUUAAAAAUUUUAAGGGUUACGAAGUUAUAAAAUUUCAGGGGUGCGGAAUUAGAUGAUCGAUAGAAAUUACAAAGUAAAAAGAAUUUGAAAAUUCUAGAGGUUACGAUUGCACUCCGGCACCCCUCGGUCCAUCCCUGUUUGGGAUAUUAUUUACUGGAUCCCAUAUAUCCGGGUUUAAUAAUGCCAGUGUAAUUUACUGAGGGGUAUUAAACAAAAUUAUCAACGAGAAUGAAUAUGUUUGUACUAGAUGCGUAAUGAGUUUAUACUAUAUGGAUAUUCAUGUUCACUUAUGUUGGAUUUAUUUUCCAAAUGCAUUAGUAAAAUUAUGAUUUAUAAGAAAAUGUAUUCUUGUCUAUUUUCUUAUAUAUAUAUAUAUGCUAUGUUAUUCAAAAUAUGUUCAAAGUUAUCAAAGAGGUUAUAUCGACGUCAUUUGAGCAUGGCUUAGCCAAAGGUCUUCCACGGAAGCUGCUCUCAACCUGGCGUUGGGGCAGCCUACUACCCUACCUCUCCCUUACCACAUUGCAUAUGAGAAUAGGGUUUUGUUGUUUGUUGUAUUUGAGCAUGGCUUAGAGUGUAGGUAGCUGAUUCGAAGUAAGAGAAGUCGGCUCGGAUCAAAGUGAUAUCAGAUUCAGACUUGAUUCAGAUCUGUUUCGAUUAUAGACUGAAAAUAUGUCAACCAUCUUUCACAAAGCAACAGAUGAAGAGGUUGAGAGCCCUGCACUAGCUGGUGCAAAGGAGGUGGAUACCGAAGAGCCAUUACCUCGGGCCCCUGUUGGUGUUGCCGAGCCAGGACAGGAGGCACGUAUUCAGCCUAUGAUAGGGUUGAUCAGGAGGUUUAUAACACAGAUAAUGCCAGCUCCAUCUCUUCUCGAGGUAAUCCGUGAGAUUGGUGCAGAGGAUUUCAAAGGGAGGAACGAUGACGAUGAUCCCUUUACACCGGAGUAUUGGUUGGAUGAUACACACAGGCUUCUACAGGAGUUGAACUGCACCCCAGAAGAAAAAUUAGAAUGUGCAGUAUCUCUACUCAAAGAUGAAGCUUACGAGUGGUGGGAUGUUGUGACCUAUGGAGUGGACCCUUCAGAAUUGACCUGGGAUUUCUUUCUAGCAGGAUUUCGAAAGGAGUACCUUGGGGAAAGAUUUCUGGAGGAAAGAAGGACAGAAUUUCUGUAUCUGGAGCAGAAUGAUUUGUCUGUAAGAGAGUACGAAUAUCAUUUCGUACGACUCAGUCGUCACGUGAAAGAAUUGGUGCCUACUGAAGCCGAUAUGUGUACCAAAUUUGAACGUGGCCUUACAUUCGAGAUUAGACGUUACUUAGCAGCCGCGAGGAUUCGGGAAUUCUCUACUCUUGUUGAUAGAGCUAUUGCAGUGGAAGAUGUUAUUAUUGAGAAGCAGAGGAGUAAAGAUAAAACCCAGAUGAAAAGAGGUCGAGGGCAAGUUAGUUUUGUACCAUUCCCAUCUGCUAAAAGAGCUAGGGAUUCUCAGGGUCCAAAAUAUUCUACACCAACACAUAACCAGAGGCAUGAACAAAGGCAGAAUUCGGGUUCGACAUCUAGACUCGUGAUGUCUCGGGCGACAGGCAGCAUCGGUGGCCAAUGCAAGAGGAUCGUUGAGGCAAGAGACACUUUGGAGAGUGUUAGAGUCUCACGGGAGCAUGUUACAGACUCCAAAUAUCAUUUCAUUAGAGAUUGUCCCCAGAUGACAACUACUGCAGAGACGGAGAGAUCUACCCCCAAAGCUCAAAAAGGCAGGAGGAACGGUGAUGCAAGGAACAGCCAGAAAGCUGUGACGGAGACUCUGGCAAGACCCGACUCCCGAUCACCAGCAAGUGCUACUGAGGCACGGCCAGGUCUUAUUGUUGGUACAUUCUCACUAUUCAAUUUCGUUGUGCAUGGAUUAAUAGUCGGUGGAUCGAGACAUUCCUUCAUCAGCACUUCUCUUAUAGAAAGGGAAGGCUUAUCACGAGAGCUUACGAACCACAAUGCCUCAUUGACUGAUAUACUCGGCAAUAGUUUGACGGUAAACAAAAUCUGGAGAGGCUGUCCCUUGGAAGUGCAAGGUCUUGUGUUCCCAGCAAAUCUCAUGGAACACCCGUUCCUCGUCGAUUUCGAUCUAAUACUCGGGAUGGAUUGGUUGUCAUUGAGUCAUGCUGUAAUAGAUUGUGGUUUAGGAAGAAUUAUUAUCCGAGGUCCUGAUAACGAAGAAGUGACGUUUGGAGGGUGGUCCUGUCCUCCCUCGAAUGCUUACCUCGGCUCUCUAUUUGGUAAGAGAGCUCUCUGAUAGGUGAGAGAUCUAUGAGAAAGAAGGGGGUUACACUAUCGUGCUGUAAAUCUCUAUUUAGUGAAGAAACUGUGUAGGUGGAAAACGCUACGUAUCUAUGGUAUGUAAAA
This is a messenger RNA of Hibiscus syriacus, 2753 nucleotides long. RefSeq lists its product as uncharacterized. Bases 1036 to 2643 code for a protein of 535 amino acids. NCBI's taxonomy places the organism in Eukaryota, Viridiplantae, Streptophyta, Magnoliopsida, Malvales, Malvaceae. The record is from RefSeq and is a predicted model, not a curated record. The transcript has 2 exons.